CGGGCGGCGUUUCCGGGUUCCUUUGUCCCUGGUGUCGCAGCCCAGCUCCGUUCCUCCCCCUCCGCGCCCCGCCCUCUUCUCCGCCCUCAGAAAAUAAGCAGAUCACACCUUUCAAGAUGGCACAGUUCAAGCGCCAGAAGCAGCUGCGAACCAGCGGUCUUCAAGGGGCCAGGUCAUUCUCAGGAACCCAACCAGCCUCUUUAUUGGGACCUGCACCUGGCCUAUUAAAUCCUCCUAUCUCAGCAGAUAUCAUUCAGGCGGCACGUCAUCUUCAGGGGGGAGAGAAGCAACGCGUUUUUACCGGUAUUGUCACCAGCCUUCAUGAUUACUUUGGAGUGGUGGAUGAUGAAGUUUUCUUCCAGUUAAGUGUUGUCAAAGGUCGGAUCCCACAGAUUGGCGAAAAAGUGCUGGUGAAAGCUGUUUACAACCCUAGCCAAUCGGUGCCCUGGAAUGCCUUGAAGGUCCAGACAUUGUCAAAUCAGCCUCUUCUGAAGCCUCCCACCCCUCUGCUCCAUGUGGGUUCUUUGGGACAGAAGCAAGGCAUCCUGGGAGCCCAGCCUCAGCUGUUGUUUCAGCCUCACCGGAUCCCACCACUCUUUCCCCAGAAGCCAAUAAGCCUCUUCCAGACAUCUCCAUCGCUCCACUUGGGUCAUCUAGGGAGAUACAGUGGUCGCGGUCCAAAGGGCAGGCAGGACUCGGGCAGAUGGGAUGACUUUGAUUCCAAGAAGCGGAAGCAGAAGGGGAAUGAGCCAUGGGGAGCGAAAAAGCCACGGCACGAACCGCCCCAGUAUCGGGUCCAGUUGGCUUGCUAUGCUGUGAACAGCCCCUUCUGCGAUGCCAUGGAAAUCCUGAGACGUUACUCCAGUAUCCAGUUGCCCAAGGAGUUCUAUGACGUCCGCCUCUGCUGGCUGGACACCUUCCCGCUCGCACAGCCGCUGACUCUCCGUCACCCCAGCCGCAUCCAGGUGGCCAAUCCUGAAGAAAUGCCUCCAGCCGAUGAGAGCCCCAUGCAGGAUGCUCAGCCAGAGGACACCAACUCCUCAUUCAGUGCCAAGGUUUUGCUGCUCUCGUCUCCGGGCAUAGAAGAAUUCUACCGCAAUUGUUUGCUAUACAUUGAAGAUCCCAGUGACCAGAGGGAGAGUCCUGAGCACCCAACGAAGCAAAUUAAGUUCUUGCUAGGAAAGAAGGCUGAUGAAGCGGUGCUGAUUGGAGGGGAGUGGUCCCCUUCACUGGACGGUCCUGACGCGGCUGCAAGCCCCAUGGUUCUGAUCCGUACGGCUAUUCGUUGCACCAAAGUGCAGACCGGCUUGGACUUGAGCACUUGCACUAAAUGGUUCCGGUUUGCUGAGUUCAGAUACCUGCGGGAGGGAAGCCCGGCUCAUCAAGAGAAGACUGUGAUCUUCCUGCCAGACAUCUGGAGCUGUAUGCCGUCCCUUGAAGAAUGGGAGGCCCUGUGUAAGCAGAAAGCAGAGAAAGCACCGCCGACAGAAGAGAAAGCGGAGAUGGAAGAGGAAGCUGAGCAGGCCUCCGAACCGGGUCCCGAGCAGGAGAUGGAGGCCAGCGAACAGGAAGCCGACUCAAACGAACCUGCCCCUGAGCCACCCCUUGAGACCUCUGCGCCUGAACUCGAGGCCCCGACUCCUCCCCUGGAACCGGCCCUCAUCGCCCACCCACAGGCAGCACUGCAGGGUGGGCAGGCCAGUUGCACCAACAUCUCCCUUUUCACCCUGCUGGAGUACAGGCGGCAGCGGGAGAAGCUCUCCUUCGAGGUGGCAGUGGCGGCAGAGCUCUUCCAGGAGAUGCUUCAGCGGGAUUUCGGCUACAAGCUCUACAAAGCUUUACUAGCGCUGCCAGAGAAGGAGGAGCCGCUGGAAGUAAAGAUCCCUGAGCUGGAGAAAGCUGCGGAAUCGGAGAAGGAGGUAGAGAGCGAACCGAAAGAAGAGCCUCCGGAGAAGCCUGGAACAGAGGACGCACCUGGCAAUAACCUGAAGGAAGCUCAGAAGGAGGAGGCUGGGGAUACCGACAAGAAGCCAGCAGCUCAAGACGGGGCCAAUUCAGCCAAGGAGGAGAAGGUCAGUGGAAGUGUCAAAGCGGAAGCAAAGGAUUCCACGGAUGACCUCUGUGAGCUGAGCCUGGAGGACGACCUGCUGCUGCUAAGAGAGGACGAGGAGGAGGAUUUCGGUGUCAAGUUGGAAGACGCGGAAGUGAGAUCAGUCGCAUCCAACCAAUCAGAGAUGGAAUUCUCCUCUCUUCAUGAUGUGCCCCGAGAGCUGGACCCCACUACUGUGUUGCCCCUGGAUGCCCUCCUUGCCUUCAUUUACUUUGACUUGAAUUUCUGCGGCUACCUGCAUAGGAAGGAUAUGGAAAAGAUCCUUCUCACCUUGGGACUGCACCUCUGCAAAGAGCAGGUGAAGCGCCUGGUGAACAGGGUGGUGACGCAGUUCGUGUGCCGCUACCGCAGCCUACGCUACAGCCGGCAGGAAGGGAUCGAGCCAGGCCUGGAGGAAGAGCUGCUAGGCAACCUCGCUCUCCUGUGCUCAUCCAGCCCUGUGCCUGAGGCUCCUCCUUCUAGGUCUACCCCAGAAACUCAGUCCGGUAAUCUGGUUUCAUACAACGGGGCUAUCCUCAACGUGGGCAAACUGCUGGAAAAGGCGGAGCAGACGGAAAACAGCCGACUCUAUCUGGAGAACAAAAUCCACACGCUGGAGCUCAAAUUGGAAGAGACCCAGAUUCGCUUCUCCACGACAGAGACAUCGAACAAGGCCUUGACAUUGGAAGUGCAGGAGCUGCAGAAGCGCCUCACUGAGAUGGAGGAGCAGUCCAAAGUGGCCGAGAGGCAAAAAUCCCAUUUCCAGAGGCUGUUGCAAGAGAAUAAGAAACGCCUGGUUCCGCUGCAGCUGGAAAUCCAGAAGAUCAUUGAGAAGACCAAUAAUUGCUUAGAAAAGAAAGAACCAACACCUACAGCAGUUUCCGGCAACUGACAUUCCCCGGAGAAGCAGCUUGGCAGGGAAGAUCUGUACCCUGGUUUGGUAUUUUUGGGCUGUGGGUUAGCGGUUGGGGUAAGCCUUUGAAGCCUUCAACCGUUUCGCUGCCAUGUGAAGGGCCGGAGCUGGUUUUCAUCCUAAAACCACCGCCACCACCUCCACCUCCACCACCCCAGGCUUGGGGAAAGGGCCACCUAGCCCACGCAUGGCUGGGAUUCACAGUUCAUACGCUGGAGCCACCAUUAUUGUUUAAAGGAUACCCAUUAGGUAGGAGUUUCGAUGGUCUGUUGUGUGAUUGGAGAAGCUACGAUGUAGGUAUUCUCAGGCUGUCUCCCAGCAGCAAGCCUCAGAAGGGAAAUUUUAGCCCAGUACUGAGCCUGAUGCUGUUGUAAAUGGACAGGAGGUGCCGACUGCUCCAAAGGGUGUGGCUAGCCUCUUUGUGCUGCAUGGAGACUUCCCCCUCCCUCCCCCUGCAAGCUUUCGCUCAAGGAGGCGGCGCUCUGCCUGCCUUUUGACGGCAAAGGAAUCAUCAGAAUUGGCAGGGCUUUAAACAUCAGAAGCAACGCAGUGGCUCCCGCCUGUGCCCUCCAUGGAUUGUGCAUUCAGUGCUGCAGGCUAGUUUGUGGCUCUUGCGGGUGCUGUGGUUGGGGCUUAAAGCCUCACGCAUUCAGCACAGCAUUUUAGCCAUUUUAAGGAAAACAAUGCCAUUUGAUUCCCUCUCGGCCAGUCUCAAGUCACUCAUUUACCAGAUGUAGCUUUAAAGGCUCAGCAACGUGCUGCGUUCGCGCGAGCCUUGAAAUGUUAAGUGAAAUUCUUGACCAUCAGGUCUGGGCUUCAGGGUCUCGGACCUUGGCAGUAGGGUGGCUGCAAUACAUUUAACUUCCAUUUUGGGGAAGUUGUAGGUGGCAGGAGGGCUGUGGUAGAUAGGUAGCCCCUUGGGGUCCUGUGGUAGUCUUUUGCAGAGUAGCUGGUGGACCUGUGCAAAGCAGGGCCUGGGCCUGGUCCCUCCGGCAAUGGGGAUGGUUUGCAUCUGCUCUGGCCACCUGCUCCCCCACCCUCAGGUGGCCUGUUACUUCUGGAUGUGUGUUGCUUUUAGUCUGUAAAUGUGGUAACAACUUGUAUUUAACUGGCCAGGUUCCCUUUUAUAAAAAUCUCUUCCUCA
Molecule: messenger RNA, 4146 nt
Organism: Elgaria multicarinata webbii
Lineage: Eukaryota; Metazoa; Chordata; Lepidosauria; Squamata; Anguidae
Gene: CCAR2
Product: cell cycle and apoptosis regulator 2
Exons: 21
Coding region: 117-2981 (954 amino acids)
Biological process (GO): regulation of DNA-templated transcription
Cellular component (GO): nucleus
Source: RefSeq, a predicted model, not a curated record